AUGAGGGAGUUUGCCUUGUAUGCGUUGUCCCGGACCUCGCAAGAGGAAGUGGGCAAAGACAGACGUCGCGCUUGGGGUAUCUGGUUUGUGGUGGUGCUCGAGGUGGGCUCCAUGCUUUGCUUUGUGCAGGUGUCCACGCUUACGCAUGGAGUGUUUCUGGCCAUCCCGGCGAUCAUCCUCCUUGUGUUUGCAGUGGCCAGGCUGGAGGGAAACCGGGAGCUUCUCGUGAAGGAGCCACUCUGCCUUCUUUGGCCUCACUACCAUUCCAGACAUGGGCUUUCCAGGCGCCAGGCACCGGCCACAGGUUGUUACAUGGGCACCGCGCUCCUGCGUGUGGCUUGCAGCUUGGUCUUCUGGGGGAAUGUGGACUUGGACAGAGCUUUUCAGAAUUUCAGUCCAGAAGUCUGCCCGCGCGUAAGAGGGCCAGAACUCUGCAGUUACUAUCCGGCCGGUGGGUUUCAAUGGGCAUCAGCUUGCGUCCUUCGACGAUUCGUUUUGACUAGUGAGGACGAGCGUGUCAAUCGACCUAAGAUGACUAAGAUGUACCAAGCUGAAGACGGGCCGUGCUGGCAAGAAUGCAAAUCAUGCCUGCCGUAUGCUGCUUGGGGAAGGAACAGAGAUUGGAUAGCAGCACCUUGUCAUGUCGGUGACACCUGUCAAAAUAUUUGCUGCCGCUGCCUGCACUGCCGGCUCUCGCCCUCGUUGGUUGGGUGGCUGGUCGAGGGCUGUGUCAAGGGUGCAUUCUAUCCGGGUGUCCCGCGAGAUGUGUACUGGUCAGAAGACGAGAUGGUGUAUUGGCGUGAUGGCAGUGGUCCAGUUACCGCAUCGACUGUUUCCGCUUACUACAGCAACUUCACUUGGCUCUCAGAUAACGCCCUGCUUGCCCAGCUUGCCCGGUGUACGUUGACUCACGAGUUGCACGCUACAUCCCUUGCAACUUUUUCUACCGCCGCAUUGUUUCUGCAGUGGCUUCCAGUAAUCAUGCUCGGUGCGUGGCUUGGCCUCACCUGCUGCUUGCCACUAUUGCUCGGUCUGCAAGGCCUCAUGGCCAUGCUUGGGUCGGCACCACCUGACAUCGACACCCAGGGUGCAAUUGCCAGCAAGGCCGAGCACCUCCGUCGGCAGAUAGCACAAGGCGGUCACCAAGCUGGACUUAAGGAAAAGGUGACCAUUUAUAUGGAUCUUUUUUUCUUUUUGGUGGACUACGCAUCAGACUGGAACUGCUUGCUUCAAUUCGUCCUGGAGCAGCAGUUCGGUCUGGCAGGGGCGCAAGCCGCGAUCAUCGUGGCACCUACCGUGCUGGACUUUUAUCGUGGAAGGAUACAGGUUGUAGAAGUAGUUGGCGGAUUCUUGCGAUCACGCAGGAAGGGCUUCCCCACGAAUUCGUACAUCCAAUCCUUGCGAUCGGAAAAGGGGGUGGAGGCUCCGCUCUCCCUUUUCUUACAGUACUAUGCCUUGCCGAGGGCCACGAGUCUGGCUGGAUUCUGGAGUGUAUGCUUGUCCAUGCCACUGAGCAUGUACAGCAUCUCGAAGCACGUCUACACAACCUUCGAACUCAGUCUCAUCGACAGCUGGACGCCUGCCGGAGAAGUCCAGAGGCAGGAUGCCGCACCCAUCGGCAAUGCAAGUGCAGAUACAGACAUUUCGAUGCCGCAAAGGCCACCCCCUGACCUGAUGAGCGUGGCACCUCCCGCAAAGGCCCCAUUGCCAGGUCCUGCUGUCUUGCCUUCCGCAUUUGAGCGCCAAUUCCUGCCUCCCAUCGCCAUUGAUGGCCAGAGGGUGAACGAAAAGGAGUGA
Messenger RNA from Symbiodinium sp. CCMP2456, 1797 nucleotides. The record is from the annotation of a GenBank genome assembly. NCBI's taxonomy places the organism in Eukaryota, Dinophyceae, Suessiales, Symbiodiniaceae.